AACCAAUCUGUUCAUCCACCUUCACUCUCAAAUCGAAACCCUCAAAACCUAAAACCCUGAAACUCCACCACCACAUUCACCGAUGUCAACAACGACAUCACUCGCAAACUCUGACUGCCGGAUGUACGAAGCCCGGUAUCCGGAGGUUGACACGCCGGUGAUGAUUCAAGUAAAAGAAAUCGGAGAUGUUGCCACACACGUAUCACUUCUCGAAUACAACAACAUCGAAGGCAUGAUCCUGUUAUCGGAUCUCUCACGACGUCGUAUUCGGAGCGUUGGAAGCUUGAUCAAAGUCGGCCGUAUUGAACCGGCUAUGGUGCUUCGUGUUAAUGCGGAGAAAGGUUAUAUUGAUUUGAGUAAGAAACGGUUAUCGGAACAGGAUGUUCAGAUUUGUGAAGAGAGGUAUAAUAAGAGCAAGCUUGUGCACUCGAUUAUGCGGCAUGUUGCUGAGACUAUGAAUGUUGAUCUAGAGGAUUUGUACAUCCAUGUUGGCUGGCCUUUGUAUCGAAAAUAUGGGCAUGCAUUUGAGGCCUUCAAGUCGAUCGUUAAUGAUCCUGAUUCUGUGCUUAAGUCACUCACUCGCGAGGUUAAAGAAACUGGUCCAGAUGGGAAGGAGGUGACUAAGGUGGUUCCUGCCAUGUCAGAAGAUGUAAAAGAGGCUUUGGUUAGAAACAUCAGAAGACGUAUGACCCCACAACCAUUGAAAAUUCGUGCAGAUAUUGAGAUGAAAUGCUUUGAUUAUGACGGUGUCCUCCACAUUAAGGAAGCCAUGAGAAAAGCUGAAGCAGCUGGCACUAAAGAUUGCCCAGUGAAAAUUAAAUUGGUUGCUCCGCCGGCUUAUGUUCUCAACACUCAGACUCUAGACAAGGAACAAGGGAUAAAAGUUCUUACUCAGGCAAUUGACGCCUGUUCUGCUACAAUUGCACGCCAUAAAGGAAAACUUACCGUAAAAGAGCCACCUCGAGCAGUGAGCGAACGGGAGGACAAACUGCUUGCGGAACAGAUGGCUAAACUUGGACGGGCAAACGCAGAGGUAAGUGGUGAUGAAGAUAGUGAAGUAGAAGAGGAUACUGGGAUGGGUUCUGUUGACCUGGAGAGUUCAAGUUCCGGGAUCACAGAUUAGAGAUAUAUAGUCAAUUGGUUGAUGUGAUAACUGUGGUCAGGUGAUAACAUAUGUGGAUUUCGAGAUUCACAUUUGUUAAAUUUUGUUGUUUAUUGUGUAUUUUUGUUGGCAUAUAUUCUACGUUUGCUUGAAUUGAGGUUUAUAAACUGAGCUUUUGGUGGUUACAAUUGUCA
Helianthus annuus (common sunflower) is the source of this 1296-nucleotide messenger RNA. Its product is annotated as eukaryotic translation initiation factor 2 subunit alpha homolog. Gene Ontology annotation, molecular function: translation initiation factor activity; RNA binding; ribosome binding. The transcript has 7 exons. Lineage: Eukaryota; Viridiplantae; Streptophyta; Magnoliopsida; Asterales; Asteraceae. Gene Ontology annotation, cellular component: eukaryotic translation initiation factor 2B complex; multi-eIF complex; eukaryotic 48S preinitiation complex. Bases 83 to 1123 code for a protein of 346 amino acids. The record is from RefSeq and is a predicted model, not a curated record.